Molecule: messenger RNA, 4943 nt
Organism: Gadus chalcogrammus (walleye pollock)
Lineage: Eukaryota; Metazoa; Chordata; Actinopteri; Gadiformes; Gadidae
Gene: dgkh
Product: diacylglycerol kinase, eta
Exons: 29
Coding region: 774-4622 (1282 amino acids)
Biological process (GO): lipid phosphorylation; diacylglycerol metabolic process; intracellular signal transduction
Molecular function (GO): ATP-dependent diacylglycerol kinase activity; protein binding
Source: RefSeq, a predicted model, not a curated record
AAUUUCAACAAAGGAACUAUUUACUUUGUUUCACAUUUCGAUACGAGCAUGAUACUUUUACUCGUAGGUGGACCCAACGCAGAACCAGAUCGGCGAUAACAUAGAAACUGUUCAAUGGACGUUUAGGCUGUAUUUGGACAUGUUUCUGUUACAUUUAUUUCCAAACGAUAAAUACUCUCUAUUGUAAAUGUUAAACUUCUCUGCUCUCCUCCACUCUCAUCUACUCUUGUCUCAUCUGCUCUUUAUUCUGUCGUCGCCCUUCUCCCUCAUUUGCUUGUGCUUUUUCUAUGUCUUGUAUGAUUAUGCGAAAAUAGACUUUUAAGCAUGUUUGGCGUAAACCACAUUUAUUUGGUUGUGAGACCAUCCAAACCAGUGUUUUUUCUGUGCAUACCAUGUUUCGACAGCGAACCAUCACUUUCCCCUAAAGUCGUUCCAUUUGGCCUCCACAGCAUUGACAAUAAAGAUAAGAGUUUGUGUGUGUAGGCUACCUCUGCCAUCCCACUUAAUGCCCCUGCUUGUGUAAAACAACCGCUAGGGUCUGCCGAGAUGAUGUCCACCACGGCUCGCGAGGUGAAGGAGGCAGCCCGCCGAGCCGAGGCGGUCUCGAGCCUUUCAGUCUGAUCCAGGCGCCAAAAAAACAACAUUGUGUUGUGUGUUAGUCCAGCCGCAUUAGUCUCCGAGACAUGCUACAACCCCAUGCACGCUGUGGCCCACAAAUGUUGUAGAAUCAACAGUCGCCGGUCGCUAUUAAGGCUUACAGAGCCACCAGAAAGAUGACAGCGAGGAAAGGUGUUUUUCAACCGCUGUCCGGCUCACGCGCCCCGGAGAGCAAAGCAGCGAUUGAACGGUUCACGGAUAAUAACACCGUGUGGUCUUAUCCCUCUCCGGCACAGGACCCGGAGAGGGAAUCCGCGUUUGCGGCCGGGAUCCACGCGAACGUCGUGGGGGUGGCGGUCGCCGGCUCUGGAGCAGCGGACGAGUCCUCAGACAGCGAGGCUGAGCAGGAAGGACCUCAGAAACUCAUCCGGAAGGUCUCCACCUCCGGCCAGAUUCGAAGCAAGACCAGUAUAAAGGAAGGCCUCUUGCUGAAGCAGACCAGCUCCUUCCAGCGGUGGAAGAAACGCUACUUCAAGCUAAGAGGACGGACCCUUUACUAUGCCAAAGAUGCCAAGUCCCUCAUCUUCGACGAGGUGGACCUAUCGGAUGCCAGCGUUGCAGAGUCCAGCACAAAGAAUGUCAACAACAGCUUCACGGUGAUCACCCCGUUCCGCAGGCUCAUCCUCUGCGCGGAGAACAGGAAAGAGAUGGAGGACUGGAUUAGCUCGCUGAAGUCGGUCCAGUCCCGGGAGCAUUACGAGACGGCACAGUUCAACGUGGAACAUUUCUCAGGGAUGCACAACUGGUACGCUUGCUCCCACGCACGGCCCACCUUCUGUAACGUCUGCAGGGACAGCCUGUCCGGGGUCACCUCCCACGGCCUGUCCUGCGAAGUUUGUAAAUUUAAAGCCCACAAACGUUGUGCUGUACGUGCCACCAAUAACUGCAAAUGGACGACCCUCGCCUCAAUAGGGAAGGAUAUCAUUGAGGACGAAGAUGGGAUCGCAAUGCCCCAUCAGUGGCUGGAAGGCAACCUGCCUGUCAGUGCCAAGUGUGCUGUGUGUGACAAGACGUGUGGGAGCGUCUUGAGGCUUCAGGACUGGCGCUGCCUCUGGUGUAAAGCCAUGGUCCACACAGCGUGCACGGAUCUGUACCCGCGCAAAUGUCCCCUGGGCCAGUGUAAGGUCUCCAUCAUCCCACCCACCGCACUCAACAGUAUCGACUCUGAUGGCUUCUGGAAGGCCACCUGUCCCCCGUCCUGUGCCAGCCCCCUGCUGGUGUUUGUCAACUCCAAGAGCGGAGACAACCAGGGGGUGAAGUUCUUGCGCCGCUUCAAGCAGCUCCUCAACCCCGCCCAAGUCUUCGACCUGGUCAAUGGUGGGCCACACCUGGGUCUGCGUCUGUUCCAGAAGUUUGAUAACUUCAGGAUACUGGUGUGUGGCGGGGACGGCAGUGUGGGAUGGGUGCUCUCUGAGAUUGACAAGCUGAACCUCCACAAACAGUGCCAGCUGGGCGUGCUCCCCCUGGGCACGGGGAACGACCUGGCGCGGGUGCUGGGCUGGGGCCCGUCCUGCGACGACGACACCCAGCUGCCCCAGAUCCUGGAGAAGCUGGAGCGGGCCAGCACCAAGAUGCUGGACCGCUGGAGCAUCAUGACCUACGAGAUCAAGAUCCCGCCCAAACACAGCUGCCCCACCACACCGGAGGGGGUGGACGACUGCCAGCUUCACAUAUCAGCCUAUGAGGACUCAGUUGCUGCCCAUCUCACCAAGAUCCUCAACUCAGACCAGCACUCUGUGGUCAUCUCCUCUGCCAAGAUCCUGUGUGAGACGGUGAAGGACUUUGUUGCCAAAGUGGGCAAAGCCUAUGAGAAAACUGUGGACAACACAGAUGAGUGUGACAGCAUGUCCCUCAAAUGUUCCAUCCUGAACGAGAAGCUGGACUCCCUGCUCCAGACCCUGAACGGCGAGAGCCAGUCCCGGCUGCCCCCACUGCCCCACUCCACCCCGCCCAUCGUGGAGGAGGAGCGGGAGGACGACGACGACGACGAUGACGACGACGACGACGGAGGAGGAGUGGAGGAGGAGGUGAGCGAGGAGAGCCUGACGGAGCUCAAGGGGAAGCUGGAAGAGGAGGAGACGGAGAAGGGCGGACGGGGAGUUGGAGGACGGGGAGGUCGAGGAAGAGGAGGAGCGAGCCUCUUCAAGAGCAAAGAGCAGCUGAUGCUGAGGGCCAACAGUCUGAAGAAGGCCAUCCGCCAGAUCAUCCUGCAGGCGGAGAAAGUGGUGGACGAGCAGAACGCCCACACGGACGACACCGACCUGUCCUCGCCCCUGGACCUCCGCAAGGACAGCGAGGAGGAGAACCGCGACAGCGAGAAGGACGAGGACACCAAGGAGCUGGAGAUGCUGUCUUCUGCUAAGAGCCCGUGCUCCCCAACGGAGAGGAGGGUGAGCCGCAGCACCCAGUCCUGUGGCUCCUUCUCCAUCACACCCUUCACCACCAGCAAGGAGAACCUGCCUGUACUCAACACGCGCAUCAUCUGCCCUGGUCUGAGGGCCGGUCUGGCCGCCUCCAUAGCCGGCAGCUCCAUCAUCAGUAAGAUGCUGUUGGCUAACAUCGACCCGUUUGGAGCCACACCCUUCAUCGACCCUGACCUAGACUCGCUGGAGGGUUACAUGGAGAAGUGUGUGAUGAACAACUACUUCGGCAUAGGACUGGAUGCUAAAAUCUCCCUGGAGUUCAACAACAAACGAGAAGAGCACCCAGAAAAAUGCAGGAGUCGCACUAAGAAUAUGAUGUGGUACGGGGUCCUGGGCACCAAGGAGCUGCUGCAGAGAACCUACAAGAACCUGGAGCAGAAGGUCCAGCUGGAGUGUGACGGCCAGUACAUCCCCCUGCCCAGCCUCCAGGGUAUUGCUGUGCUGAACAUCCCCAGCUACGCCGGCGGGACCAACUUCUGGGGCGGGACCAAGGAGGAUGACAUCUUCUGCGCCCCGUCCUUCGACGAUAAGAUCCUGGAGGUGGUGGCCGUGUUCGGCAGCAUGCAAAUGGCCGUGUCCCGCGUGAUCAAGCUGCAGCACCACCGCAUAGCACAGUGUCGCACGGUAAAGAUCACCAUCCUGGGCGACGAGGGAGUUCCCAUCCAGGUGGACGGAGAGGCCUGGAUCCAGCCUCCCGGCGUCAUCAAGAUCCAGCACAAGAACCGCGCCCAGAUGCUCACCCGGGACAGGGCCUUUGAGAACACGCUCAAGUCCUGGGAGGACAAGCUGAAGUACGACAAGGGCCCUCUGCGGCCCCACCUCUACCCCCAGCAGUCUGUGGACCUGGCCACCGAGGAGGAGGUGGCCAUGGUGCAGAUGUGCGCCCGCGCAGCCGAAGAGCUCAUCACCAGGAUUUGUGAGGCGGCCAAGACCAACGGGAUGCUGGAGCAGGAGCUGGCGCACGCCGUCAACGCCUCGUCGCACGCCAUCAACAAGACCCACCCCAAGUUCCCCGAGAGCCUGACCAGGAACACGGCCAUCGAGGUGGCCAGCACUGUCAAGGCCCUCCACAACGAGACAGAGUCCCUGCUGGUGGGCAGGGUCUCCCUGCAACUGGAGCCGCCAGAGGAGGAGCUGCUGUCCGGAGCCCUGCAGAGCGUGGAGCUGGAGCUGGGCAAGCUGGGGGAGAUCCCCUGGCUCUACCAUAUCCUGCAGCCCAACGACGAGGAGGUUGACUGUGCUUGUGUGUCAGGAUCACUCUCUGGAGUAUGGCAAGAGGAACAGCCGCAGCAGCAUGUUCCGCAUUGUGCCCAAGUUCAAGAAGGAGAAGGCCGCCAAGAAGACCAGUCCACAGUCAGUGGAGAGGUGGGGUACAGAGGACGUGGGCGUCUGGCUGGAGCAGCUGAGCCUGGGGGAGUACCGGGACAUCUUCACCCGCCACGACAUCCGCGGCUCCGAGCUGCUGCACCUGGAGCGCAGGGACCUGAAGGAUCUGGGGAUAUCGAAAGUGGGUCAUAUGAAGAGAAUCCUCCAGGGAACUAAAGACCUGGCCAAAUCCGCCAUGGUUGACCUCUGACCUCUGGAAGCGGAUGCCACACCUGCAGAGAGGGAAGAAUGAACCUCCCCACCCCCCUUUUGUCAGGAAGGGUUUUGAUCGGAGCGCCGUCGUGGAGCAUCUGUUGAAAUGCUCGGUUUUCCCGGGGAACAGGACUCAAAUUGUUUAUGCCUCAAGUCUGGGGGAGGGGGGAGGUAAGGAGAGUAGAAUACCCUGUGAGUUGGGACUGAUGCAUGUGACAUCCAGAGUUUAGUGUGUAGUGUAAGCUUUGUGCCAAAAGAAAGGAAAAGCGAAUUGAAGAAAGUAGA